AUGCUAACGACAUGGAAUAACGCAGUUGCUGAAUUCGUACCGUUGUCAAUAGUUCAUGUUCACAUGCUUGAACCCUUGUCUUCAGAGCAAGGAUGGGAACUUUUUUGCAGAAAGGCAUUUGGCUCUGACGGUUGUUGUCCUCCAAACUUGACGAAAUUAUCGGAACGUAUUGUUGGAAAAUGUGGAGGUCUACCUCUAGCAAUUGCUGCGAUAGGUGGGCUUCUCUCAAGAAAAAAUAAGAUUGUUUCUGAAUGGGAAAAUAUACUAGGUAGCUUGGGCUCAAAAUUAAGCACUGAUUCCCAUCUUAGUGAUUGCAAGAGAGUUUUGUCCGAAGGUUAUUAUGAUCUUCCUCACCAUCUCAAGCCAUGUCUCUUAUACUUUGGUGUGUUUGCAGAAGGGUGCGAAAUUAGAUUUGGGAGGUUAAUUCGCCUUUGGAUAGCUGAAGGCUUUUUCCAAUACAACAACCAUCUUCCAUCUGAGCGUGUUGCGGAAGAUUACCUGAAAGAACUUAUUGAUAGAAGCUUGGUUCAAGUUUCAAAGAGAAAAGCUUCUGGACGAGCUAGAAGUUGCAGAGUUCAUGAUCUGAUGUACGAGAUCAUUCGCAAAAAGAUGAAGGAAUGUGAUUUUUGUCAUUUCUUUGAUGAAAAAGACUUGAGUCACUUCAGUAAUCCUCGGCACAAAUUGCCCGAGUCUUUCAUGACUACAUUUGUCACUGAUUUCAAGCUCUUAAAGAUACUUGAUUUUGAAAAUGCCCCUUUGGAUUGUCUUCCUGAUGGAGUGGGAAAGCUCUUCCAUUUGCACUACUUAAGUUUGAAAAAUACAAAAGUUAAAGAACUUCCCAAGUCCAUAGGCAUGCUUGUCAACUUAGAGACUCUUGAUUUGAAGUGGACUUUUGUGGUUGAGCUCCCAAUUGAGAUCAAGAAUUUGAAAAAAUUGCAUUGUCUAAUUGUACGACUCUUGGACAACAAAGGUCCUUACUUAAAUAAAGCAAAAAUACAAGAAUGUUUUGGGGCUUUAACAGAGUUGCAGCAGCUACGGUAUGUAUAUGCAGACACUGAAGUACUUGCAGAGCUUAAGAAACUGAGGCAGAUGAGAAAGCUGGGCAUUAGCGUCGCAAAUAGAGAUGUGAAGGAUUUGUUUGCAAUUGUCCACAAUAUGGAAAAGCUUGAAGGUUUGAGUGUAAAAGCGUUGACAAGUGGAGAAGAGCCUCUUGAUAUACAAUCAUUGGCUUCUCCUCCUUUAUGUCUUCAACGAUUUGAUUGGAGAGGGAUGUUUAUUGAAAUUCUACCAGUUUGGAUUUCUAAACUUCACAAUCUAAUCAGAUUACAAUUGGAUUUGAUUGGAUCUACCAAUGAUUCCAUGACAAUCCUUCAAGCUCUGCCUAAUUUAUUGGUGCUUAUACUCUUUGUGCGUGACUCUGAUGAACAAUUGCAUUUCAAAGAAGGUUGGUUUCCGAAGCUCCAACACUUGUAUCUCUACGACUUCAAAGGAUUGAAAUACAUGAUGAUAGAGAAUCGUGCAAUGCCUAGUCUUACAGAGCUGUAUAUUGCACCAUGCCCAUUGUUGAAGGAGAUUCCAACUGGAAUUGAGCAUCUCAAUAACCUAAAGUUGCUUUCAUUUCGUAUGAUGUUGAAGGAGGUUUAUUGCAUGAUAAAAAAGGAGAACUGGGAGAAUGUCACUAAACACAUUCCACAAAUACAUGUCAGCUAUACACCGACAAAAGGAGGUAAAUACUAUUUUCUCACCAGUAAAUAUUUGUCAUCUCUUUUGGCAGAAGAUUUUGAGAAGCUAUUGAAGAAAUUGAGGCCGAGUAACGAGUAG
Pistacia vera is the source of this 1821-nucleotide messenger RNA. Its product is annotated as disease resistance protein RPM1-like. Gene Ontology annotation, biological process: defense response to other organism. The record is from RefSeq and is a predicted model, not a curated record. Bases 1 to 1821 code for a protein of 606 amino acids. NCBI's taxonomy places the organism in Eukaryota, Viridiplantae, Streptophyta, Magnoliopsida, Sapindales, Anacardiaceae. Gene Ontology annotation, molecular function: ADP binding. The transcript has 2 exons.